GCCGCCUCUGUGCUCUGGUCUACUCGCUAUUGCGCUUUCGCAUUUUAUUUUUAUUUUUUCUUAUUAGUAUUAUAGUUGUAUUUAGUUCUAAUUUAAUCUAUUGGUUUGUUUUUCUAUAUGUUAUGUCUUUAUAAGUUUGUCCGUUUUCUGCUACACAAAUAUUUUAAGUGUGUUAUGGUUUCACUCUACUGCUGUAUUUGAUCGUAUCGCUGCAAUAAUAUCAAAUAACAAUGGGUGUUGAUAAGCUUUUGGAAUACCUGGAUAGCGGGAAAAUUGAAGGUAGUUGUGUCAAUGUCAAUCUUACUCAACUGGGCCAUACAGUGUCCCAACAACUUGCUAAGAAAAUGGUUGUUAGGAAAGUACACCAAAAUUUAAGUCAAAUUCAAGUAUCCAAAGCUCAAUUUUGUUUAUUGGUUGAUGCAGAAUGUUGCUUAGAUCGUUUAUAUGGAGGAUAUUAUUCAGAUUGGGUUUGUGGUGGUCAGUGGAAUCGGAUGGUAUCAUUUUUAACUAAUUUCGUCAAUAGUUUACGACAGUCAAAUGUUCAUGUUGUAGUAUUCUUUAAUGGUGCUUUUGAAGAUGACCGCUUUACCGAAUGGGUUCAAAAACAAGAAGAGACUCGUAAUAGAGCUAAUGCUGUAUUACGACAUAUUGCUGCUAAAGGAACACCAMCACCAAAGGUAUGGUGGAUACCGCCUGUUGGUCUACGAACAGCUGUUAAGCUUUAUUUUCACCAUUUGAAAAUUCCAGUUGUUUGCUCUGUAAAAGACCACCAUUUAGAAUUCAUUAAGUAUUGCAGACAAAAUAAAUUCCACGGUUUGAUGGCUGAUGAUGCCGAAUACUUAGCAUUUGAUCCACCAAGGUUUUUCUCAGCUCAUUCACUUAAACUUACAAUGCGACAAACAUUAGAAGCCAAAGAAUAUAUUGUCCCUCAGUUAAUAGAAGAUUUGAAAUUGAGCAAAGACAAAUUAUGUGCUCUUCUCUCACUCUUAGGCAAUUUUAUGUUGCCUCAACCUGAGCUUUAUGAUUAUUAUAAACGUUGUGGCAUAAAUCAAAUAAUUUCCAAGGUUUCAGGUGAGGAAGUUGUCAAAAAAAUAGUUGAUUCACUUCAAAGUUUACCUCCUAUUAAAAACAAUUUGGAUGAAAUAGCCGCUCAUAUACUGGGACAUAAAGAUGAUAAACGAGUGCCAAAAUUAAAAAAAAGUAUACAAUAUUACUUAGAUGGUGCUAGAGAUAACGCUAUCAAAAAUAAAAUUAAAAGCCCGGAAAAGAAUAAAAAUAACAUAAAAAGUAAAAAUGAUUUAUUAGAAUCACCAGCUGCUGGAGUAAAUGAUGUUAAACAAUUGGGAUCUGAAAUCCUUAAUUUGCAGGGAAAAUUAUUAUUAAAAGAUAAUUCUGAAUCGGGUUCAAGUGCAUAUAAUGUAAAUACUCAAACAUCUUCAUUAAACCAGUUGUCUCAAAAUAAAUCUGUUGAAUUUCAUAUUCCUGAAGUCUCUAUUGAUGUAGUGAAUAUAGCAUAUGAAAGACAUACAUCUGGUCUUAUGUCCACUUAUUUAUACCAUAUUUUAACUAAGGCAGAAAUAAAACUACCUGUUGUGUUGGAAGAUGAAACAAAUCACGAAAUUCCAAACAUACAUUUAUUUUAUAGACAAGCUCGUCAAAUGGUAUAUGGUAUUUUGUUUAAUCUUCAUCAUGCCCAUUAUUUAGCAAAAUCAAAUAGCAGUCAAAAAGUUGAGUUGCCAGUAAUUCAAGUACGAGAAUGGAUUAGAGACAAAACAAACACGUAUAAACAUUACCAUUUAAUAAAAGCUGAACCUUUAGGAUGGGGUGUUCCUACUGUACAUAGACUUUGGUUUGGAACAACUCCUGAAGAUAACAUAAGACGUUUGAGAGCAUUUCUUACUUGUAUGCGUUCAGACACUCCUCUUAUGUACAACACGGACUACGUUCCUCAGCAUACAUUAAUCAUUGCAUGUGUUCUUAGAUAUAUUAUGACCUUUACAGAAGUGCCUAUUCUUCAAAAAUUUGAACUAGAUUCAUUGAUCAUAACAGCCAUUGCACCUGAAUUAUCAAAGAAUGAAAACACCCAAGAGUUACAAGGUACUGUUAGUGUGAGAGGUGUGCAAUUAGCUACACUUUUAAUGUGUGGUAUUGAAACAGCUAUGUUGGCAAAUGAUGCUUGUGGUGCACCUUUACCAUGGUUGAUGACAUGUCCAUGGAUGUAUUUUGAUGGAAGGUUAUUUCAGUAUCAUUUAGCUAGAGCAUCAAUAGCAAAUAAAUUAGAAGACUUGUGUGAAAAUCAUUUUUCACUUACAAUUAAAGUUGAAAAAAUGAGGCAGGCCAUUUUAGAGGGGCUGGGUGAACGUUUUCAAACAAUUUCACCAUUCCAAGGAACAUUUUUGGAUACAAUCUUCAAUCAAAGAGGAUUAAUUCCACCUCAAAUUAUGAGCACUAACAUAGCUCAUGCUAAUGUUUCAUUUCCACAACAAAGGCUAGGUCGAUUAGUUCAUCAAAAUCCCAAUCGUUUUCGAGAUAUUCAACAAAAUAGUCGACAAAGAGGUAUUAUGAAACAGUCGUCUGGUGGACAAUUAGAAGUUGCUGGUGCUGUUGUUGGUAUAUGGGGUGCAAAUUAUAGUAUGGCAGCUACUGGAAGUCCAUACAUGGGUCGUGGUAAUAUACUUCCAGCUCAACAAGUGAUGCCACCCCCUAUCGGUGGACCAAGUUCUUUAUAUCAACAUGAUCUCAUACCAAGACCUGUGUUUAAUGCACGUAAUUGUUCCAAACCUGUUCGAGGCCGUAGUCAAGUUCUAAAAAUACAUAAUAAUAAAAAAAAAAAUACUCAUAAUAUUGUAAAAAAAGACAAUAAUAUUAAAAAGGUUCCUUCAAAGGGUCGCGGUGUGGCCGUGGUUAUUCCUAAUUCAGGUGAUACUAUUUCAGCUUCAGAACUAACAGAAGAAUCCAAAUUAUCAAUAUUAAAUAAAGAAAAUCAAAAUAUUAAAGCAAAUGGGAUUGUAGACAGCAUUUUGCCUUUGGUAAAUGGAAAUUCAUCAAUUGAAGGACAAAUAGAAGAUGCAACACCAAAAGAAAAUGGUGUGUUAAAUUCUCAACCUGGAGACACUUCAUCAAAAAUCAUUCAAAAGCCGUCCAAAUUGGAGGCUGAAAACUGAUUUAAUAAA
This is a messenger RNA of Diuraphis noxia (Russian wheat aphid), 3173 nucleotides long. RefSeq names its product constitutive coactivator of PPAR-gamma-like protein 1 homolog. Gene Ontology annotation, cellular component: nucleus. Lineage: Eukaryota; Metazoa; Arthropoda; Insecta; Hemiptera; Aphididae. The record is from RefSeq and is a predicted model, not a curated record.